AUGGCGCGGGGGCGGGCUGAGCCAAUGGGAGGUGGCGUUGCUCCCCGUUGCCUAGAUAACAGCCAAUGGGCCGCGGGAAUUGUGGCCAGUGCGGCUGCACGGGAUGGCGGCGUCAAGUGGGGCAGGCGCUGCUGGAGGCGGCGGAGUGGAAGGUGGCAACGCGGAGCCGGGCCGAGCAAGGGUUCGGGCGGCUGGAGCCCCGCGUCGGGGCGUGACGGUCAUCCCGGAAGGCCGAGCCCAGGCCGCAGACAUGGUUUCGGUCAACUGAUGUUUGCAGAUGGUGGCACCUACUUGGGACAUUUUGAGAAUGGGCUCUUCAAUGGCUUCGGGGUACUAACCUUCUCAGAUGGCUCAAGGUAUGAGGGGGAGUUUGCCCAUGGCAAGUUUAAUGGCGUUGGAGUCUUCAUUCGACAUGACAACAUGACCUAUGAGGGGGAAUUUAAAAACGGCAGAGUAGAUGGUUUUGGCCUGCUGACUUUCCCUGAUGGUUCUCAUGGAAUACCCCGCAAUGAAGGCCUAUUUGAGAACAACAAGUUACUGCGGCGUGAGAAGUGUUCUGCGGUCGUCCAGCGGGCCCAGAGUGCCUCUAAGUCAGCCAGAAAUCUCACUGCCUGAUGGGGCACUGGGCACCAGCUGACAAGUGCUGGGUAAAGUUGAUGCCCCGGUUAUUCACUUGGGUGAACAAAUGAACCAGAUCUAAGAUGAGAUGAGAACCACUGUGGACCAGAGCCUUGUGAGGUGCCCCAUCACCUGCCAAUCAGGAAUCUUAUCACAGAAAAGUGCUGAGGCUUCUGGCCCACAGAGCGUGCAGCAGUUGUUAGCAGUUCUCUUUCCCUGGCCCUUGUGUGCUAGAGGGCAGAGAAGCCGCCUUUUCUGACUUGUUGGUGCUCUCUGUUCCUAAGAUCUUGGUUUACCCGGUGCAGACCUGCUACGGCUUUCUACUUUAUUUUCUGCCAAGUGAUAUAGAAUCUCUUCAUUCUGCCUACAUUUGGGACAGAUGAUCGCAGCCCCAAGUUACGGCCAGUGCUUUGUGCCACCUUGGAGAUAUAAGGAAAAAGGUAGGGGUGGCUUAGACAAUACAGUAGCCCUGUGAAAGUCAAGGCCAGAGCUCUUCUGUAUGUUACCGCCUCAUUCCCUGCUGGGUGGAAUCAUGGCUUCAGGCUUCCACUUUGAUCAGACUGGUAUUCAUCUCUGCUUAUCCCCCGUGAAGGAUUCAGUAAGAGUGCUAUUUCCUUCUCCCUUCCUUAACUGAGUUAUAGCAGAUAAUCCCCACUUGUGCCUCUCUCCUUCCUUAGACUUCAGACAGGAUCCUUUUCUGGGAUAGUCAAGAAAGAAACUGAUAUAAACAAUAAUCUUAUAACUUGUAUUCAUUUCUUACUCCAGGGCAAAGGGCAGACAUAUCCAGGCCACUUGAGGCCCUGGCAUGGAGUGAACUGAAUCCUUAGGGGUGGUUUGGACUGACACAGUUCUUUCUCGGUGGACCAGAUCAGACUCACCUCAACCCCUUGGGGUUUUGAUAGAAUUGUAUCUAUCCUAAGACUGCAGUGAACUAAAAGUCUCUGUGUUGGGUUCCCUCUAACUCUUCUACCGUGAGCCUUGGCCGUGAAGCCUGCAGUCAGAUCUUGACUGAUAGGAUCCCUGCACAGUUUCUCACGGAGGCCUCCAGGUACCCGGUGACCCAAACAUGCCCCCCGCAACCCUCUUUCCUCACACUGAAUGUCUCUUUAACAGCAGAUUGUGGUGGAAAUUAUAGCCGUGUGCCUCUAUUUAUUCUCUGAAUUGUACUGUAGAAACAAGUGUUUAUGAAGAAUAAACAAAUCACCAGAACUGCC
This is a messenger RNA of Galeopterus variegatus (Sunda flying lemur), 1832 nucleotides long. RefSeq names its product MORN repeat containing 4 (gene MORN4). Lineage: Eukaryota; Metazoa; Chordata; Mammalia; Dermoptera; Cynocephalidae. The record is from RefSeq and is a predicted model, not a curated record. The coding region runs from base 1 to 615 and encodes 204 amino acids. The transcript has 4 exons.